This is a messenger RNA of Ceratosolen solmsi marchali, 1354 nucleotides long. Its product is annotated as methylsterol monooxygenase 1-like. Lineage: Eukaryota; Metazoa; Arthropoda; Insecta; Hymenoptera; Agaonidae. Bases 64 to 1311 code for a protein of 415 amino acids. The record is from RefSeq and is a predicted model, not a curated record. Gene Ontology annotation, molecular function: iron ion binding; oxidoreductase activity. The transcript is spliced from 6 exons. Gene Ontology annotation, biological process: lipid biosynthetic process.
CGUCGACAGCAUCGAAUCGUUUGUAUUAUUGCUUUUAGCAGUAAUCGAGCGGAUGCUCGCAAGAUGGUACCAAAAUCUGGACACGAAGUUGUGACCGCCGAUCAGGAUGACGAGUCGAUCAGCACCCAAAAGGAAAGCAAGGAAGGUGUAAGGGACUCGAUGGUUGUUCGAUGGCUAAAUAAACAAGUCGACAAAAUGGAUAAGCAUUGGACACGAUUACCGAGUUUCGCUGGAUCAGCCGCUGCCACCUGUGCUAUUUUCUUGUUAGGACUCUGUUACCGAGGUGAGUGGAUGCUGAUCUUUGUGCACUUCGCCCGGCGUUUCGGCUACGGCGGUACGCCAAAGUCGGUGAGCAUCGCGUUGAGCAAUGACACCGACAUGUCAAGAUCAAUGAAAUAUGGCUGGGAGCUUCUACUGUCGGAGGCGCCAUAUCUCAGGCACUUUUCCAUGGCGUGGAUGGUUUCACUCAUCAUUUCCUACAGUAUAUACUUUAGCAUCUGCAGCUUCUUUCACUGGUACUAUUACGUUCGACAACGUGAUAAAGCUGAGGAAUGGAAAUGCCAGCCCUAUAAGUGGCUUUCACCAAAACUUGAGAAACAUGAAAUAAUUUUGGGUAUAUUUAGUCUAUUUUGUACCAAUACGUUCACAGCUGCUUUUGCUACUUACGUAUUAUAUGGUGGUCCCAGCAUGAUUUAUUUCGGAUAUGAUGAAUAUACUUUGUUAUGGUGGUUUCUGCAAUGGCCGAUUAUGUAUAUAAUAUUGGAUUACGAGACUUAUUGGUUUCAUCGACUUUAUCACAGACCGACAUUAUACAAGAUGUUCCACAAACUGCACCACACAUAUAAGCAGCCAACUGCAUGGUCUGUGACUGCCAUUCAUCCCAUUGAGAUUAUGCACAUGCAGCUGUGUUAUCUCGUGCCGCUCUUCAUCAUGCCUUCGCAUUUGAUUCCUUACUGUACAAUUAUGAUUUAUAAUUUCUACCACGGCCUAAUCGAUCACUCGGGAAUAAAUUUUAAAGCUCAAUGGUGGCAGCCUUGGCAACCCGAUGCAUCCUUUCACGAUAAUCAUCAUCAGUACACACAUGUAAACUUUGGAUUUAAUAUGUUCUAUUGGGAUAAGUUGCAUGGUACAUAUAGACUGAAAGAUCGUAUCUAUAAUGAAAAUACAUUCUUUGGCAAAGGGAAAAAGCUUUCAGAAGCAACGAAAGAAGAACUUGCCGCUGAUUUUCAAGAGCGUAAUUCAGAAAAUGUAGAUAAUAAAGUAAUUUAUUGUUUGAGAAAGAAUUCAAUUACCAAUACUAAAACUGAUUAGAAAUUAAUUGUUUUAUAUAUGUAUAUUGGAAUCGGGUUAUUUA